AAUCGUUUCCUUUUCAACAUGCAACUCAAUAAAGACCAGAUCGAAGACAUCAUGGUUCGGUUUGAAGUGGAGAUGCUGAAGGGUUUGGACUUCCCCAACUCUUCCAGUCUGAAGAUGUUGCCUACGCAUGUACGGUCAACUCCUGAUGGUUCAGAAAAAGGAGAGUUUUUGGCAUUGGAUCUAGGAGGCUCCAUGUUCCGUGUGUUAAGGGUCAAGGUGUCAGAGGAUGGGCGGCAGAUAGUCCACAUAUCCAGUAACAUCUAUCCCAUGACUGAAGAUAUGAAACAUGAAAACAGUCGACAGUUUUUUGAUUACAUUGCUGAAUGCCUGGCAGAUUUCAUUGAGAAACAGCAACUAAAAGAUAGAAAACUUCCACUGGGCUUCACUUUUUCCUUUCCUUGCAGACAGAGCAAACUGGAUGAGGGUAUUCUCAUCUCAUGGAGUAAAGGAUUCUUUGUUAAAGGAGUACAAGGAGUAGAUGUUGUCUCUUUGUUACGUGAAGCGAUUUCAAGACGAGGGGAUUACGAAGUGGAUGUGUUGGCUUUAGUGAAUGAUACCGUGGGAACCAUGAUGACGUGUGCAUUUGAUGACCCGUACUGUGAGGUUGGCGUUGUCAUUGGAACUGGCACAAAUGCUUGUUACAUGGAGGAAUUGAGACACAUCCAACUAGUGGAAGGUGAUGAAGGAAGGAUGUGCAUCAACACAGAAUGGGGAGGAUUUGGAGAUGAUGGCUCAUUGGAAGAUAUCAGGACUGUAUUUGACAGGGAAGUGGAUGAUGGCUCCAUCAAUCCAGGGAAACAUUUGUUUGAGAAAAUGGCUUCUGCAAUGUAUAUGGGAGAACUUGUGCGGAUCAUUCUGGUCCGAAUAGUUCGAAAUGGCAUGCUGUUCAAAGGAAAGACUUCAUCCAAACUCCUCACCAAAGGAUCUAUUAAUAUUGAAGACAUUAUUGCUAUACAGAAUUACAAUACAGGUCUGGAAAGUGCAAUGGAGAUGCUAAAGAAUCUGGAACUGGAGCCUUCUGAAGAAGAUGGCGUCGCUGUUAAGCAAAUUUGCAAAAUCGUCUCACUUCGUUCAGCCACUCUCUGUUCAGCCACUCUAGCUGUUAUUCUGCAACAUAUCAAAAAAAAUAAGAAAAUUAAGCGGCUUCGAACAACAGUGGGUAUUACUGGGACACUGUACAGACAAAAUAUGCAGUAUGCAAAGUACUUCCACAAGAUGGUUCGAAGCCUGGUCCCUGACUGCGAUGUGCGAUUCUUUCUGGCUGAACAUGGCACUGGGAAAGGGGCUGCCAUGGUGACUGCGGUAGCCCAGAGGCUCGUUCAUCAACGUAAAUAUAUAGAUAAGACCCUGGCACCAUUCAGACUCAACCGUGACCAACUGCUCGACAUAAUGGAUAAGAUGAGAUCAAAUAUGGAACGAGGACUAAAAACAGACACCCACAAUGGUGCCGCAGUCAAAAUGCUUCCCACCUACAUUCGUAAAUUUCCCACAGGAAAUGAGAAUGGCAAGUUCAUUGCUCUUGAUUUAGGUGGCACCAAUCUCCGUAUCCUACUCGUUGUGAUACAAUCUGGGAUGAGGAAAUCUCUUCGAAUGUACAGCAAAAUCUUCUCCAUCCCUCUGGAGAUUAUGCAAGGGACAGGUGAAGAGUUGUUUGACCACAUUGUAGAAUGCAUCGCUGACUUUCUGGAAUAUAUGGGAGUGAAAGGCACACGGCUCUCCUUAGGCUUCACAUUCUCCUUUCCCUGUGAGCAGACACAAUUGGAUCAGGGCAUUCUUAUUAGCUGGACCAAAGGCUUCAGUGCCACUGGUGUGGAAGGACAGGAUGUUGUUUCUCUAUUGAAGGAAGCUAUCAAGAGAAAUGAAGACUAUGAUGUGGACAUUAUGGCUGUGGUGAAUGACACUGUUGGCACCAUGAUGACCUGUGGAUUUGAUGACCAGCGCUGUGAAGUUGGUCUUAUUAUAGGUACCGGCACUAAUGCUUGUUACAUGGAAGAGCUGAGACAUAUAGACUUGAUGGAAGGUGACGAAGGACGGAUGUGCAUAAACAUUGAGUGGGGAGGUUUUGGAGAUGAUGGGUCACUUGAAUCUAUCAGAACAGAAUUUGAUCGAGAAAUAGACCGUGGUUCCCUCAAUCCAGGAAAGCAAUUGUUUGAGAAAAUGAUCAGUGGAAUGUAUAUGGGAGAACUUGUGAGGCUCAUUCUUGUCAAGAUGGCCAAGGAAGGACUGAUCUUUGAAGGAAACAUUACGCCAGAACUGCUUACCAAAGGCAAAUUGGAAACAAAGCAUGUAUCUGCCAUUGAGAAAAGCAAAGGUGGUUUGCUGAAAGCCAAGGAAAUUCUGACACGCCUGGGCCUGGAGCCAUCAGAUGAGGAUUGCAUUGCUGUGCAGCAUGUUUGUACAAUUGUUUCUUUCCGUUCAGCCAAUCUGUGUGCUGCUGCCCUUGGAGCCAUCCUGACCCGACUUCGUGAUAAUAAAGGAGUGCCAAGACUCCGCACCACAGUGGGAAUGGAUGGAUCACUCUACAAGAUGCAUCCACAAUUUGCCAGGCGCCUCCAGAAAACAGUGAGACGCCUGGUUCCCGACUGUGAGGUCCGAUUUCUCCUUUCGGAAAGUGGCAGUGGAAAAGGUGCUGCCAUGGUUACUGCAGUGGCCGCAAGGCUUGCUUCACAACGCAAAGAAAUAGAUGAAACACUGGCUUCAUUCACACUCACGCAAGAACAACUGUUUGAGGUGAAGAAGAGAAUGAGAACAGAGAUGGAGCUUGGUUUAAAGAAGAAAUCUCAUGAGACUGCAACAGUGAAAAUGUUGCCAACCUUUGUUCGUAGCACCCCAGAUGGGACAGAAAAUGGGGAUUUUGUAGCCCUUGACCUCGGUGGAACCAACUUCCGUGUUCUACUUGUGAAGAUUCGUAGUGGCAAGAGACGAACAGUUGAAAUGCACAACAAAAUCUAUGCUAUUCCCUUGGAGAUAAUGCAAGGGACCGGCGAAGAGCUGUUUGACCACAUUGUUCAUUGCAUCUCUGAUUUCCUCGAUUACAUGGGAAUGAAAGGUGCUCGGCUCCCUCUUGGUUUCACCUUUUCCUUCCCGUGUGAGCAGAAGAGUUUAGAUGAGGGUAUUCUUCUUACAUGGACCAAAGGUUUUAAAGCAACUGAUUGUGAGGGAGAGGAUGUAGUUACUAUGCUAAGGGAUGCCAUUAAAAGAAGAGAUGAGUUUGAACUUGAUGUUGUAUCAAUUGUGAAUGACACAGUUGGGACAAUGAUGACGUGUGCUUAUGAAGAUCCACAUUGUGAAGUUGGAAUGAUUGUGGGGACUGGCAGUAAUACUUGCUAUAUGGAAGAAGCAAGAAACACCGAGCUUGUAGAGGGAGAUGAAGGGCUCAUGUGCGUGAAUAUGGAGUGGGGUGCCUUUGGUGACAAUGGAUGCCUUGAUGAUAUCAGGACAGAGUACGACAAUGCUGUGGAUGAUCUGUCAUUAAACCAAGGGAAACAAACAUAUGAAAAAAUGAUCAGUGGGAUGUAUCUGGGUGAAAUCGUGCGAAAUGUGGUCAUCGAUUUCACCAGACGAGGAUUCCUGUUCAGAGGACAGAUCUCCGAGAGACUAAAGACAAGAAGCAUCUUUGAAACCAAGUUCCUGUCCCAGAUAGAAAGUGACCGCCUAGCUCUGCUCCAAGUCCGUGCAAUCCUUCAGCAACUUGGCUUGGACAGCACUUGUGACGACAGUAUCAUCGUUAAGGAGGUGUGCGGAGCUGUUUCUAAGAGAGCAGCCCAGCUCUGUGGUGCAGGAAUGGCUGCUGUUGUUGACAAAAUAAGGGAGAACCGGGAUUUAGAUCACCUGGAGAUUACUGUUGGUGUAGAUGGAACUCUCUACAAACUUCACCCACAUUUUUCAAAGAUCAUGCACAAAACGGUAAAAGAACUGGCCCCAAAAUGCAAUGUGACGUUCCUGUUAUCAGAAGAUGGUAGUGGAAAGGGCGCUGCUCUUAUUACAGCAGUGGCAUGUAGACUUCGUGAAUCUGGACAAUAAGAGCUCUCGUGAACAGCACCAACUCCUGGGACAGGGGUAGUAUUGCGUAUUCCCUGCACUUUCCUUUUUAAAACAGCUAUGGCUCCAUUGUCAUAGUUGAGGUUUUCAGUGUGUUCUGCUGAGCACUGCAUAGAUAAACAUGCAAAAAAACUUCCAUAUGAAAUGCCAAAAAGACCAGUAGCAACACACAGGUUAACUAGAAACUGCUGGAUUUGCAAAAGUCCCGAUUCCAAAAUUACUGUGCUCUGUCAGCUCCAGUUUUGUGCUUACUGUCAUCAAAUACACUAGCUUUUAAACUGUCUGUUCAUGAUUUUCUUAAGGCUGUUGAAGGGGAUAAAACUGGAUUCGAGCUCCAUCUAGCCUGUUUUUGUUGUAGUGGUACAGCAUUCUCUAAGUAAAAAGGAUAUCCUGAUUUACCUCUUUAUUACAUAAUUUUGUGAAGUAUUGUAUCGUGUCUUAACAAAGGUAUAUAUAUUUGGUAACUUAAAAUUCCCCUGAGAAAUGAAAACAGUUGUUAAAAUCUGAAAUACAUUUUCAGGAAAUAUAGUUGUUUGAUGUGUUACACAUUGUUGUCACCUCUUGUAGAUGAGUUUAAGAUCUGUGUAAAAUGCAUGCCUUAUUGACAAAGCAGAACCUUUAAUUUUAUACUCUCGUAGAGGCGCACGUGUUUUAAAGUGACUUUGUGAAUACAUUAAACUUGAUCUAAUGUGCUUCAUUUAGAA
Messenger RNA from Rhincodon typus (whale shark), 4745 nucleotides. Its product is annotated as hexokinase-1. Bases 19 to 4023 code for a protein of 1334 amino acids. Gene Ontology annotation, biological process: glucose 6-phosphate metabolic process; glycolytic process; intracellular glucose homeostasis. The transcript has 26 exons. Gene Ontology annotation, cellular component: mitochondrion; cytosol. Gene Ontology annotation, molecular function: mannokinase activity; fructokinase activity; glucokinase activity. NCBI's taxonomy places the organism in Eukaryota, Metazoa, Chordata, Chondrichthyes, Orectolobiformes, Rhincodontidae. The record is from RefSeq and is a predicted model, not a curated record.